Otolemur garnettii (small-eared galago) is the source of this 6004-nucleotide messenger RNA. It is a transcript of the gene PHF8, whose product is annotated as PHD finger protein 8. The coding region runs from base 551 to 3622 and encodes 1023 amino acids. Gene Ontology annotation, biological process: protein demethylation; regulation of transcription by RNA polymerase II. The record is from RefSeq and is a predicted model, not a curated record. The transcript has 21 exons. NCBI's taxonomy places the organism in Eukaryota, Metazoa, Chordata, Mammalia, Primates, Galagidae. Gene Ontology annotation, molecular function: transcription coregulator activity; histone demethylase activity.
UCAAGGAUCUCUACUCUCUCUCUGCUUGUCCCUAUUUUGUGGAGGAGAGAUGGAUCUUUUCUUGAGGUACUCCCAGCCUAAGAAUAUCUUUAGGCUGUGGUUUGCGUCAUAAUAAAGGGAGCCUGGGGAAGCAAGGGGCGUACAAGGAGAGGGUUCAGUGAGUCAUUAAGGAAGCUUCCUGAAAAGGCUUCAGAUAUUUCCCUGAAACCCGGAAAGAAGUUAUCUCUGACUCUGGAGCUGAAGAUGUGUGUGUACGUGGGGUAGGGGAAGCCUCGACAAUGCUCUGUCUUUUACGUGUGAAAGAAAUUCUGAAGGCCGAGUGGACUUUCUCCGUUGCCCCCUUACAGCCACAUCAGCUGUGUUGCAUCCCAGCAGUGCUAACUCCCGGUUUGAGAACUGAGGGUUGUCGUUGGUGGUGUGGCUGAUUCACUCUGUAAAAAGUGUUGUUUGUGCCCAGCCAUUAUCCAGAGAGGACUCUGUGCUGCCGCCUCCCGCCCCUCUUGACACUACGAACCUGGCCCGCCGCAGAAACCUCCAAGGCGGGGCGAAGAUGGCCUCAGUGCCAGUGUAUUGCCUCUGCCGGCUGCCUUAUGAUGUGACCCGCUUCAUGAUCGAGUGUGACAUGUGCCAGGACUGGUUUCAUGGCAGUUGUGUUGGUGUUGAAGAGGAGAAGGCUGCUGACAUUGACCUCUACCACUGCCCCAACUGUGAGGUUUUACAUGGGCCCUCCAUUAUGAAGAAACGCCGUGGAUCUUCAAAAGGGCAUGAUACACACAAGGGGAAACCAGUGAAGACUGGGAGCCCUACGUUCAUUCGAGAGCUCCGGAGUAGGACUUUUGACAGCUCAGAUGAAGUGAUUCUGAAGCCUACUGGAAGUCAGCUGACUGUGGAAUUUCUGGAAGAAAAUAGCUUCAGUGUACCUAUCCUGGUCUUGAAGAAGGAUGGGUUGGGAAUGACGCUGCCCUCACCAUCAUUCACUGUGAGGGAUGUGGAACACUAUGUUGGUUCUGACAAAGAGAUUGAUGUGAUUGAUGUGACCCGCCAGGCUGACUGCAAGAUGAAACUUGGUGAUUUUGUGAAAUAUUAUUACAGUGGGAAAAGGGAGAAAGUCCUCAAUGUCAUUAGUUUGGAAUUCUCAGAUACAAGGCUUUCUAAUCUUGUGGAAACACCCAAGAUUGUUCGAAAGCUAUCUUGGGUUGAGAACUUGUGGCCAGAGGAGUGUGUCUUUGAAAGACCUAAUGUGCAGAAGUAUUGCCUCAUGAGCGUGCGGGAUAGCUAUACAGACUUUCAUAUCGACUUUGGUGGCACCUCAGUCUGGUACCAUGUACUUAAGGGUGAGAAGAUCUUCUACCUGAUCCGCCCAACAAAUGCCAAUCUGACACUCUUUGAGUGCUGGAGCAGUUCUUCUAAUCAGAAUGAGAUGUUCUUUGGGGACCAGGUGGACAAGUGCUACAAGUGUUCUGUGAAGCAAGGACAGACACUUUUCAUUCCUACAGGAUGGAUCCAUGCUGUGCUGACCCCCGUGGACUGCCUUGCCUUUGGUGGGAACUUCUUGCACAGCCUUAACAUUGAAAUGCAGCUCAAAGCCUAUGAGAUUGAGAAGCGGCUGAGUACAGCAGACCUCUUCAAGUUCCCCAACUUUGAAACCAUUUGUUGGUAUGUGGGAAAGCACAUCCUAGACAUAUUUCGAGGUUUGCGAGAGAACAGGAGACACCCCGCCUCCUACCUGGUCCAUGGGGGCAAAGCCCUCAACUUGGCUUUUAGGGCCUGGACAAGGAAAGAAGCUCUCCCAGACCAUGAGGAUGAGAUCCCGGAGACAGUGCGGACUGUACAGCUCAUUAAAGAUUUGGCCAGGGAGAUCCGUCUGGUGGAAGACAUCUUCCAACAGAACGUUGGGAAGACGAGCAAUAUCUUUGGGCUACAGAGGAUCUUCCCAGCUGGCUCCAUUCCCUUAACCAGGCCAGCCCAUUCCACUUCAGUAUCCAUGUCCAGGCUGUCACUGCCCUCCAAAAGUGGUUCAAAGAAGAAAGGCCUGAAGCCCAAGGAACUCUUCAAGAAGGCAGAUCGAAAGGGCAAGGAGAGUUCAGCCUUGGGGCCUGCUGGCCAGUUGAGCUAUAAUCUCAUGGACACAUACAAUCAUCAGGCACUGAAGACAGGCUCUUCCCAGAAAGCAAAGUUCAACAUCACUGGUACCUGCUUGAAUGAUUCAGAUGAUGACUCACCAGACUUGGACCUUGACGGAAAUGAGAGCCCACUGGCCCUGUUGAUGUCUAAUGGCAGUACCAAGAGGGUGAAGAGCCUAUCCAAGUCUCGUCGAGCCAAGUUUGCAAAGAAGGCAGACAGGGCUAGGAUGGUAGCAGAACAGGUGAUGGAAGAUGAAUUUGACUUGGAUUCAGAUGAUGAGCUGCAGAUUGACGAAAGAUUGGGAAAGGAAAAGGCAACCCUGAUAAUAAGACCAAAAUUUCCUCGGAAAUUGCCCCGUGCGAAACCUUGCUCUGACCCCAACCGAGUUCGUGAACCAGGAGAAGUUGAGUUUGACAUUGAGGAGGACUAUACAACAGAUGAGGACAUGGUAGAAGGGGUUGAAGGCAAGCUUGGGAAUGGGAGUGGAGCUGGUGGAAUUCUUGAUCUGCUUAAGGCCAGCAGGCAGGUGGGGGGACCUGAUUAUGCUGCCCUCACUGAGGCCCCAGCUUCUCCCAGCACUCAGGAGGCCAUCCAGGGCAUGCUGUGUAUGGCCAACCUGCAAUCCUCAUCAUCCUCACCAGCUACCUCCAGCCUGCAGGCCUGGUGGACCGGGGGGCAGGACCGAAGCAGUGGGAGCUCCAGCAGUGGGCUGGGCACGGUGUCUAAUAGUCCUGCUUCCCAGCGUACCCCAGGGAAGCGACCCAUCAAGCGGCCAGCAUACUGGAGAACUGAGAGCGAGGAGGAGGAGAAUGCCAGUCUGGAUGAACAGGACAGCUUGGGAGCAUGCUUCAAGGAUGCAGAGUAUAUUUACCCUUCCCUGGAGUCUGAUGAUGAUGAUCCUGCUUUGAGAUCGCGACCCAAGAAAAAGAAGAAUUCAGAUGAUGCUCCAUGGAGUCCUAAAGCCCGUGUGACCCCAACUCUACCAAAGCAGGACCGUCCUGUGCGUGAGGGGACCCGGGUAGCUUCCAUUGAGACUGGCUUGGCUGCAGCAGCUGCAAAACUGGCCCAGCAGGAGCUGCAGAAGGCCCAAAAGAAAAAAUACAUCAAGAAGAAGUCUUUGCUGAAGGAGGUAGAACAGCCUCGCCCUCAAAUCUCCAAUUUCAGCAUGACAAUACCAGCCACAACUCUGGCCACUGCACCACAACUUAUCACCUCCUCCUCACCUCUGCCUCCUCCUGAGCCUAAACAAGAGGCCCUGUCAGGAAGUCUUGCUGACCAUGAGUAUACUGCUCGUCCUAAUGCCUUUGGCAUGGCCCAGACAAACCGCAGCACUACACCCAUGGCCCCCGGCGUCUUCUUGACACAGCGGCGCCCUUCACUUGGCUCCCAGAGCAAUCAGGCAGGACAAGGAAAGCGCCCCAAAAAGGGCCUGGCCACAGCAAAGCAGAGACUCGGCCGUAUCCUGAAAAUCCAUAGAAAUGGCAAACUACUUCUGUGAGCCUCUUGUAUCCCAUCCCCUACCACUUCACCCCCAUUGCCUUCUCUGUUGUCAACUCUCGGGGUGCUCCUGGAUCCUAUCUGCCCCAGACAAGGUGCUGAGGCACAUUGUCCUGCUUUCUUGGGACUGACCAAAGGCAUGGACUACUCCAUGGACCCCUACUGUAACUCCCUAACUUACUCCCCCACUUUCGCUAGAGCAUCCUGCCUUCCUUCUUUGUAUCUCUGAGCAGCAGGUAAAUGGGAGAGGUUUCCAGCUGACUAGAACCCUCUGUUUUACUCCUGUCUAUCCUUUACUCCUGUCUCCACUGUCCCCAGAGCUAAAAGGCAGGAUGAGGAGAGCGUGAGCCCUUUUGAUAUUCCCAUGGCCAUGAAAUGGGAGGCCCAGGGCUCACCACUUGCUGCAAUUGCAGCCCUGUCUCCACCUCUGCCCAUUUUUCCUUCUCCCCUUUCCCCCCAGUCCAGUGGACAUGCCCCACUUUUCAGACUUGUUCUUAGAAGAAAGCUGUGGUCCUUACCCUCUCUUGCCAAAUACUUGAUGGAAAUAAUGAGGAGGGCCCAGUGUCUCCUUAAUGCCCCACUGUGGGCCAUUUCCAGAGGUGGCCUAGAAAGGCUGAUUAAACUUAUCCUUUAGAAGAAAGGAGAUUUUUGUCACUUUUCAAGGUGGAGAAAGGACAGAUACCCAAGCCUUUGACCAUGAUUUUGUAGCCGAUUGGAGGAGGCUACUUUUGGUUGGCUACACAUAAGUCCCUUGUCCUAAUGUGAGCUCCACGAUUUGUCUGGAUUUUGAGGUCUUACAGCCCAUUACUGUGGCUGGGCUCCAGCAGGUGAAAAAUCGUCUCCCAGAAACCUGAAAGCACCUGCCACUGAAGCAGAUAACCCUGUCCCAACCCUGUGCCACAGAGGACAUCCUGGACCUUCUGUAGAGAGUGUGGCAGGACAGCCUACCCUUGGGUCCUCCAUUGGGAACCUCCAUGCUUCUUUCUCCACUGAGGUCUUGGUCUAAAAAAAACCUAAAGACUGUUAUCUUCACUCCUGGGCCUUUGCAUCUCCAGACAACAGGUGCAGACAGGUCACUCAUGAGCCCAAGCUGACAAGAAGAGACACCCAUCUGUGAAGGAGCAGGACAUCUGAUCCUACCUUCCCCUUUCUUUUCUUUGUGGAUUGUCUCCAUUGUCCAGAUAGUACCCCACCUUUCACCUACCUUGCCUCAUUGGCAAUCUGGACUUGAUGGAAAACAACCCUCCCUCAUUUGGCAUUGCCCAAGUGGAGUAUUUCUUUGCCCUCUACCACCCACUCCACCCUCACCCCAGCUUACACAGUGCUUUUGGGGAAUUCAGCAGCUACCAUUCAGGUCAUAAGGAAUUUGUGGGGCUUCCUUUGUUGUCUUUGUGUCUGCAGUUUGUCUUUUCUCCUUAGCCCUACUCUACUCCUUCCUUGGAAUUGGGGUUUCUUUUAGCCCAUUUGCUUUUUUUACCUUGGGAACCCCAGGGGCCAAGCAGUUCUUCAUCUAGUCACACCAAAGGCAAAAGGCCUGGCUACCUCCCCUUUAGCAUGUGAGUUCCCUAUUCCUCUUCCCUCUAUUUCUUCCCAGCUUUGCUUAUUUGGGGGAUUUCAAGGCAGCAUAAGGCAGAAGAGGACAGUUGAAACUUCUGUCCCUGUACAGGCAACUGCCUGACUGCUGUAACCAAGACUCGGUCCCUAGCUCUUUUGCCUAUUAACAGUCUCUCUUGAUCUUUCAAAGGCAGCUAAUUGCUAGCAAGUCACCCUGAUUCCAGGCCUCUUUCCCCUCUGUUUCAUAGAAGUUUCUGUGUGACUGAAACCCAUUGCCCAUUUGACUGGCUUUUGUUUUGUUUAGUUGGGGUCUCUGAACCUCCUGUUUGUUGUUGUGUUGUUUCCAAUGAAAAGCAAGUUUACCCUCAGAGUUAUGCUUUUCCAAAGAGGCUAAUGUUUUUGUUUUCUUUAUUUUUCAGGUUUAAGUGAAGUUAAGUUGGGGAGGGGUUGGGAGUGGUAGUAACCAAGGUGUAGAACAUGGUGAGAUAGUUACAUCUGAUCUCCAAUCCCCAGCAGGGAACUGGGGGUUCAGAUAGGGGGCAGGGAGAGAGGAUUUCUAUUCACCUUUAAUAUAUUUUUACAAAAAAGCAAACAAUUAAAAAUAAGCCCACUGCUUCUGUACAUGUCUAAAUAUAUUUUUAGAAGUGGGUAGGAUUGUGAAUUUCUGAUGCAGGGCCUUUUUAUAAAUAGGAUAAAGUAGCAUUAUCCAGAUUUCUCUGUUGGUUUUUUUCCCCCUGCUUUUUUUCUUAUGUUGUGUUACUAAUGUAAUUUAUAUAUAUUUUUUAGAUUUUCCCUUUCCUAUAGAGAUAAAAGUGAUUUAUCUUGGCAA